AUGGCACGGUCAGAGCAACUAGCAAGCAUCCUGCGGGCGCGGGCUAUCGCGGUUGACGACGCCCAACUCGACGCCGCCCUGAAAGAUGCCGCAAGUGGGCCCGAGCUGGUCGAAUGGGCGGCAACACACCUGGUCGACGACACAUUGCUGACCUUGGACGAGCUGGAAUUAUACGAUGCCCUGCAGCGGAGCGGGCGAGACGAACAACUGGCCGCCAGCCUGGACGAUGCCCAGGGCGACGGUGUUCAGGUGUCUCUCCCCCUGUCGGACGACGAUCUGCGGGCUGCCAUUGCCGCGCUCGAGCGCUCGACCGAGACGAUCCGCAAGCAGACGGACAGGGUGCGGCAGCAGCAGGAUGCCGUGGUCAAACUGGAGGCGCUCUCGAGCACCACCGGCACCGCCUCCCGCGCUGCAUUUGCAGCCCGCCACCAGCAGCGAUGGGACGCCGCGCGCACCGACCUCGCCGCCGAUGUAGAGCGGCUGAGCCGCGCGCUGGACGACCGCGUGGCGGACAUGGGUCAACAAAACCGUGCGCUUGCACAGCGUGUGCAACAGACGGUGGACGGGCUGUGCCGGUCCGACGACACUCUGCUGGCGAGUCUGCAGAAGCUGGGGUGGGCGCUGCCGGCGGCUGUCGCGUCUCGCGAUGCGGCGCAGGACGCGGCCGCACAGCAGCAGCAGGCGAGCAUCGCGCGGCUGCGGGACAUUUGCCUGCACCUGAUCAAGUAUGCCGUCGAGACCAUCCGCACGAAACUGGACCGGCUGUACCUGGAGGCGCUGGAGGCCGGCACCGCAUCGGCGACGACUGCAUCGGGAUCGUCCGCACCCGACGACGACGUCGCCGCCCUGCAGGAAGAGCUGGAAUCGCUAUACGCCGAGAUUCUACCUGUGGCGCAAAUGUCCGUGGAGCAGCAGCAUCUCGCACCGGCACUCAAGGCGCUGUCGGGCAAGAACGCCAAGAACGUAACGCGGUCGCUGCUGGCCCUCGACUACGUGGACGAGUGCCUGGUGUUCUUGCUCGAGCACCUGUCUCUCUUGACGACACGCAUCGACACGGCGGCCGCUCACUACGCCACGGCCGACGCGCUCGUGGCCGCCGCACGGACCGAACUGGCGGUGCAAAUCCCAACGGCGUCCGCACGCGCCAAGGCGGCCCACGACCAGCGCCGCCGCCUCAGCAACUACGGCUCGCCCGUGCGCCGGCGGCCCUCCACGGGUGCGUCCCACAUGCGCACACGCUCCGGCACGGUCAGUGGCACGAGCAGCAUGACAAGCGCCGACCUCAAGGCCCAGCGGCGCCGCUCAUCGGGGUACGGUGCGGGCAGUUUUGGGCUGGGCGACAGCCACGCUGGCAGCCCACAUGCGGCCAUGGACCAGCUGCUCGACAACCUGUCCCUCGUGCUGCCGAUCGAGGACCCUCUCGAUGCUGACCUCGCCAGCGAGGUCUCUGCGUCGUCGGUCGACACGGCCACCCGCAUCAAUGCCCGCUUCUUGGCGGCGACUCUGGCCGACCGCACCGCCAAAGCCCACGAUGUGGUGGCCAACGCCCAUGAGGCCUUUGAGACGGCCACAUUUACACAUCUCGCCGAUGCCCGACGGGCCGAGUGGCUGGUGCGCUCGUCGGUGCUGGCCGAGAGCCCCUUUGGCGCCGUGCAGCUUGCGGACCCCGAGAUUGACGGCUCCAUUGCGGUCAUGGCCGACGAGGUGCGACGGUUGGCCGAACGGCGCGCGGCCGUCGAAGCCGACCUGGCCAAGGUGCAGCGCAAUGGCAGUGCCAAGCGGGACAGGAUUAUAGCACGGUGGGCGUAA
This is a messenger RNA of Sporothrix schenckii 1099-18, 1809 nucleotides long. RefSeq lists its product as uncharacterized. The transcript is spliced from 2 exons. Lineage: Eukaryota; Fungi; Ascomycota; Sordariomycetes; Ophiostomatales; Ophiostomataceae. The coding region runs from base 1 to 1809 and encodes 602 amino acids. The record is from RefSeq and is a predicted model, not a curated record.